Messenger RNA from Penicillium verhagenii, 420 nucleotides. RefSeq lists its product as uncharacterized. Gene Ontology annotation, molecular function: actin filament binding. The record is from RefSeq and is a predicted model, not a curated record. Lineage: Eukaryota; Fungi; Ascomycota; Eurotiomycetes; Eurotiales; Aspergillaceae. The coding region runs from base 1 to 420 and encodes 139 amino acids. Gene Ontology annotation, biological process: cell motility; actin filament severing; actin filament depolymerization. Gene Ontology annotation, cellular component: cytoplasm; actin cytoskeleton; actin cortical patch. The transcript is spliced from 3 exons.
AUGACCAGAGGAUUCGCAACCAUCGUGCCCGAGUGCGAGGCCACCUUCGCCUCUGUCGCCGAGACAGACACCCUCAAUUACGUCAUCUACGAAGCCUCCGCACGCGACAAGCAGAUCACCGUCGCCGAGUCUGGCAAAUACACAGACUACGAUGAAUUCGUCGCUCACUUCAAGAUUGACACCCCCCGCUACGCUGUUGUGAAGCUCCAGUAUGACUUCCCGGGUGAUGACAAACCCAGACACAAAUUAGCUUUUGUCACAUGGGUUCCUGAGGGAACGACCAUUCAUGAUCGCGCUUACUAUACUACCAAUAAGGAUCACCUUUACAGGGCUCUUUCGGAUAUUAGUCUCCAUGUCCAGGCUGCCACACAGGCGGACUUGGCUCAUGCUAAGAUUCUGGGCCAGUUCAAGGCACUUUAA